Messenger RNA from Penicillium salamii, 1071 nucleotides. NCBI's taxonomy places the organism in Eukaryota, Fungi, Ascomycota, Eurotiomycetes, Eurotiales, Aspergillaceae. The record is from the annotation of a GenBank genome assembly.
AUGUGGAGAUCCGCCUUCCCCACGGCCGCAGUGGCCGAUCUAUCACUGCUCCAAACUGGCCGGUGUCUAAGCUGCCAAUUCCGCAACCCGGCGACUCUCACACGCCUCCGGACCACGCCUUUCGCUGCGCGUCACUAUUCCAACAAGCCCGAAACUACAAACGACACAAAAGACCCAGUCCCCGUGCUCCGAAACAGAAAGGACGAGACAAAAAGUCGCCUCACCAGUGCCAUUGAAUUUAAACAAAAUCCCGCCGCUCAAGAUGGCCCCCAGCCCGGCGACGCAGACUUCGUCCCUCCCAGCUUGGACCGACCAAUUGGUAGUCCAGAGCCACCACAAGAAGGCCAGAAUACCGGUGUGGACCCGCGCUCCAUGCGCCAGCGGCGCGACGAUUUUACCAAUUAUGACCGACACAUUAAGCGGCGCAAGGAACUGACAAAGCAAGUCGCCAAACCCUACUUCCGAGAAUGGUCCAACCUCCGUUUCGCAGAGGGUAAGACCUUCGUUUCGAACCCACGUCUAUUCAAAGCAGACCGUGCCCUAUACUUCCCGAACAUGCGCGGUAUCACCCUAGCAAGCCCGAAGGAUCCCCAAGAUACGACGACGCAGCUGCGCGGCAGUAUCAGUGUCGUGAGCUUGUUCUCGAGUCUGUGGGCUGAGAGCCAGGUUGUGACAUUCACUGGACGGGAACAAAACCCCGGGCUCGUGGAAGCCAUGGAAAAAGGUGGUAGAUUGGUGCAAAGGGUCGAUAUAAACCUGGAGGAGAACCGCCUCAAGGCGUUCCUGGUGAAGAGGUUCAUGUGGCGGAUGCGACAGAAGUUGGCGAAGGAGCAGCAUUCGCGCUACUUCCUCGUGGAGAAGGGCUUCGAUCAACCUCUCAAGGAAACUGUUGGCAUGAUGAACUCCAAGGUUGGAUAUGUCUUCCUUAUUGAUUCAGAGUGUCGCAUUCGCUGGGCUGGAAGUGGACCGGCUAAUCCUACCGAGCUGGAGGGACUUAAUGCUGGCGUGCGAAAGCUUGUUGAGGAGAAGAAGGCUGCCCUCGAGGCGCAGGACCCAACUCGCAAAUAUUAA